Molecule: messenger RNA, 790 nt
Organism: Mycotypha africana
Lineage: Eukaryota; Fungi; Mucoromycota; Mucoromycetes; Mucorales; Mycotyphaceae
Exons: 3
Coding region: 169-609 (146 amino acids)
Source: RefSeq, a predicted model, not a curated record
GUUUAUUUGCUCACUCUCUGGCUCGCUCCAACGUCAUUAUGAGGUGGGUUUCGGAUAUUAAGACACUCAAACGAGCUUCUUUUUUCUUUUUCUUUUUUUUUCCUCCAUCAAACAAUCGAUGGCUCUGUUCUUUUCUUUUCUUUUUUCCUGUUGACAUUUGCUUACAAAAUGAUGGAAAAUAAUCUCAAUAAAGUGCCGCCGCCUAUUUAUCAACAAGGCGUAGGUGAAUAUGGUAACGCCGGUGCAACAACAGCAGAGGCAACCGCAGGACAAACGUAUUAUCAACCACCCCCUCCGCCUGAAGGAGGCUUCUCUGAACCUCCUCCCGUACCCGCGGCUCCCAACACUGUAGGACAGCGAUUUACACAAUUCUAUGCACCACCCAAUAAUCGAAAGCUAGGCUUGAUGCGCCGAUGUUGUUCCAUCAUUUGCUGUUGUAUUGUGAUUGGUUUGGUCGUUGGAUUAGCAGCAGGUUUAACUACUCGAAACAGAUACCGCUAUAGUACCAUGGGGUCAUCAUGUAACUGUCGCGUCAAUGCGGAUUGCACUCGAAGAUAUGGCUUCAACACCUUUUGCUAUAACGGCUGUCAAUGUGCGCGUCGCGGCUAAACAAAAGACGCUUCGUAUUUUCUCCACUCUACGUUGUCACUUAUUACUACUUAUUAUUACUACUACUACUCAUCUAUUUUUACUUUAUUCAUUUUUGCAUUGUACUCACAAAAAAGCUCAAGAUAAAGAUCAAAAGACUCCAUGACCUUUUUCUCAUGCUAUCCUGGCUAGUUUUGUAAGG